AUGGCGAUGUGUACUUAUAACGCACCUACGCUUGUUUUGGAGGAGACCAUUGAAGAUCUAAUGAUGCAAGCCAGGAAUAUUAAGUACGGCGUCAUCGGACUGACUGAAACGAUGUUACCCACUCAACGCCGGGCGCAGCUGGAACAGGAAGGUGUAAACCUGAAUGGAUCCUACAUGGGGAAGAAGGAACCUUUGAAGUUCUCGACCAAGACGUAUACACUACCACGCAAGAACGAGUCCAGGAAAUGGUCAAACAACAACAAUUCAGCAAAGACUUCAACAGAAACGUCUCCCGCGCAGCUCAACGGAACUCGAGACCCUAUACGACAUCGAAUAAGCCAAACCGCAGUAGGAAAGAAGACCUCGCCUAGGAUUGUGCAAGCCACGGAUGUCGACAAUGUGACAAAAAUUGGCACCACCACCAACGACAAGUGCAGCGACAUCAAACCAGAUUACCAAACUCUUACGGUGACGUGUACCGUCUGCCCUCAGGAAGAGGGAACUAGGACGGAUAUCCCCAGGCAACCGGGAAGGAAAAUUCAAACAGGCGCAAAUAAGUCAGAUCACCAAACCUAUCGAAUACAUUACGACAUCAUCGAACUGACCGAGAGUAGGCGACGCCACUCACUGAGCGCUAUGUACGACACUGGAGAAGAACUGUUCUUAGGAACAUGCGACAAUAAAGGAGUUCGUGGAGUUGGCGUCCUCAAGACGAAAAUGGCAAACAUCUUCGCUACUGUAACCGACGAGGAAAGCGAAGAGUUUCAAACCACCAAGAGACGCCUGUCUCCAAAAACUCUAGAGGUGAUACGUCAGCGUGGAGCUACACCAGCUGCAGGCAACCAAGAACUCACGUCUGAGCUCGCAAAGCUUUGCAGAGAGGCAGUAAAAGAAGACCUCAAAGAGAGAAGGGCAGGUAUGUUGGCUGAAGCUGCAGAGGCGGGACAGAGCAUUCGUUACGCCCGUCGGAACUUCGCCAAUCAUAAAACAACCCCAGAUGGAACAACUACGGCAUCGGGAAGGGGUAUGGAAAAGAUCAUUCAUGAAUCCUACUCAGAUCUCUUCGACAGCCACGUCCACGUGCCUUCUCACCAUCUGAGGGAAAAUGGACAUGUCAUUCCAAAGAUCCUCUCUUCCAUAGUCAGACAUGCCAUCAUGUGCAUGAAGAAUCAUGCUUCACCCGGUCUCGACAGAAUCAAGCCUGAACAUCUGAAGUACCUACCGCCAGUCCACCUCAACACACUGGCGAGGCUCUUCACUCGUUAUUUGUCAAAUGCAAGAUUCCUAAGCGAUGGAAAACCAGCAAGAUCUUGCUGUUGUAUAAGAAGUGCCGCUCUCGAGAACUUGAUGCGAGGAAUGGAAUGGGAUGACAUGGGAGUGAAAGUUGACAGGAUGCAUUUACACUAUCUUCGUUUUGCUGAUGACAUCGUUCUUAUGACAACAAGCAUCAAUCAGGCGGAACGGAUGCUGGCGGAAUUUUCUGAAAUGUGUAGAAGGAUCGGUCUUCAGCUAAACCCAGACAAAACGACGUUUGUGAAGAACAGAUGGCUAUGUAUAUCUAUGUCGGGAAAUCAAGAUGAUGAACGACCUGACCUCCGAGCUGAGCAGAAGGAUACGAGCGGCUUUGAGAGGAUUCAAGAGCAUCGAGGAUGUGGCGGUAUAAUCGAGAUCACCCCAAGCACCAGAAGGAAAACCCUUCAUUAUAUACCACACCAAGCGGACAUCACAGUACAGAAAGAGGCAACGGAGAUGCGUAUCGUGUUUGAGGCUCCCUUCCACUUCAAAAAGGCACCAUCACCUGAUGAUGUUCUUGCCACCCAACUUGGACCACCCAAUUUGCCAGAAAUUUACGCAGUUUUAGCUCGGUCUCAAACAAGUCGUUACAACAUCAGUAACCAUCACCUACUGACACAUGUUGGCGAUCAUCAGCUAGCAGGUGAAAUUCGCGAGGAUCAUUAUGUCGACAACCUCGCCGUUAACUCCACUUAUGAACUCCGAGAUGAAGCACUUCGCUCCCGUCAUAUCUUCAGUGAUAUCAACAUAAACCUUCGACAGUUGCUUUCAAACGAUACCGCUUUACAAAACGGGCCUCCAGAAGAAGCGCACCCAAAGCCCUUCCUAGAAGAAUGGAGAAACGCGAAUCGACAGACGACCAACAAUGGACACCCCACCAAAACGGCAUCACGAAAUGCACAAGAGCAGUCCAAUGUCCCAAGAAAGAGGCCCCUUGAUCACAACAAUCGUGCACUGCUGCCAACGGCCCAAGCGCUCGAGGAUUCUGACAAGAAUAUCUCAGUUAAGAUGGAUUGA
Molecule: messenger RNA, 2310 nt
Organism: Necator americanus (New World hookworm)
Lineage: Eukaryota; Metazoa; Nematoda; Chromadorea; Rhabditida; Ancylostomatidae
Exons: 11
Coding region: 1-2310 (769 amino acids)
Source: RefSeq, a predicted model, not a curated record